Molecule: messenger RNA, 462 nt
Organism: Acanthosepion pharaonis
Lineage: Eukaryota; Metazoa; Mollusca; Cephalopoda; Sepiida; Sepiidae
Source: the annotation of a GenBank genome assembly
AUGUAUCUACCUAUCUAUCUGUUUAUAUCUAUUUCAAUCUGUUCAUAUCUAUCUAAAUCUGCUCAUAUCUCUCUCAAUCUGUUCAUAUCUAUCUAUCUAUCUAUCUAUCUAUCUAUCUAUCUAUCUAUCUAUCUAUCUAUCUAUCUCAGUCUGUUCAUAUGUAUGUAUGUAUGUACGUAUAUACGUAUGUAUUAUGUAUGUAUCUAUCUAAAUCUGUUCAUAUCUCUUUCAAUCUGUUCAUACCUAUCCCAUUCUGUUCAUACCUAUCACAAUCUGUUCAUAUCUAUCUAUCUAUCUAUCUAUCUAUCUAUCUAUCUAUCUAUCUAUCUAUCUAUCUAUCUAUUGCAAUCUGUUCAGGAUCUAUCUAUCUAUUUUUUAUUGGCAUUCUUUUGUUUAAUCGAGUAUAUAUUUUUUGUCGAAAAGAUGUCUCCGUACAUUAGUGGUAUCGUUAGGCGAAUAUGA